AUGCACGAGCCGAAACCCAACCCCAGCGUGGAAGAUGCUCGCGAUGUUGAGAUUGCGUCUGAUGACAUCGACGAGCAGCACUUUGACGCAUCAUACCGCAGUCGCCAGGAGACAGCACUGGUCUGGAAACAAGACCUGCGCAUUGUUCCUCUAUGUGCAUCGAUCUAUCUUCUCUGCUAUCUAGAUAGAUCUAACAUUGGAAAUGCAAAAAUCCUCAACCAAAAUACGCACAAUGACCUCCUCACUGAGACUAAGAUGACCUCGUAUCAAUACACGAUUGCGCUUAUGGUAUUCCUCAUAGCUUAUGCGCUGUUCGAAGUCCCUUCGAACUACUUUUUGAAGAAGCUUAGGCCGAGUAGAUGGAUUGCGUUCCUGAUGCUGUCAUGGGGCGCGUGCACAAUGGGCUUGGGAGGAGCCCAUAACUUCGCUCAGGUCACCGGCCUGCGUUUCCUGCUAGGAGUAAUGGAAGCGGGACUCUUCCCUGGCCUGGUCUACUACCUGACUUUCUGGUAUCGGCACUCCGAGCGCUCCAUGCGCGUGGCCUUGAUCCUCGCAUCCGCUACCUUAGCUGGCGCCUUUGGCGGUGCAAUCGCAUACGGCGUGGGCCACAUGAACCAGGUACAUGGACUAUCAGCAUGGCGAUGGCUAUUCAUCAUCGAAGGAGCGCCCUCGUGCGCUUCAGCCGUUCUAGUCUGGUUCUUCCUUCCCGAUUACCCCGAAUCAGCUCGUUGGCUCACACAAGAAGAGAGAGACCUCGCCGCUCAACGACUGCGAACCGAAGGCUCCAAAGGAGCAGCCAAAGCCAUGACUCGGGAGGAUGCCAAAGCCGUGCUAACAGAUUGGCGUCUGUACGCACACUAUGCUGUCUAUUUCGGCAUAUCCGCCCCCUUCUCCAGUCUUUCUCUCUUUACGCCCGCAAUCACCAGCGGUCUUGGGUAUACCAACCUACGCGCACAGCUCAUGACAGUGCCCCCAUGGGCGGUAGCCUAUGUCGUGACAACAGCCGCAGCCUGGUCCGCAGAUCAUUUCAACAGCCGUGGUCUCCAUUCCGCCGUCUUCUCCUUCAUUGGCGCCAUGGGCUUCCUAGCAUCCGCCGUCCUCCCACCAGACGCUUACAUAGUACCUCCCCCCGCCUUUCCAACCCUUCCCUUGGCAGACCCUACAGGAAAUCCACUAACAUCAGUGAACCAGCACCGCUACGGCUGCCUCAUCGUCGCCACCAGCGGCGCCUUCGCCUGCAUCCCCCCGCUUCUGGGCUGGCUCUCCUCCAACCUCCGCUCCACAGCCGGCACCGGACUAGCAAUAGCCCUGAACGUGUCCUUCGGCGCCCCGGGCCAAAUUGUUGGCGUGUGGAUUUACAAAGCCAACGAAGCAAAGAGGGGAUACCCAACGGGCCACUGGACUAAUGCUGGGUUACUCCUGUUUGUUUGUGCGGGGUGCAUCAUGCUCCGAUGCUAUUACGGGUGGUUGAACCGUAGAGACAGAGCAAGCGGGAGAAGAUUUGCUUAUUGA
Molecule: messenger RNA, 1512 nt
Organism: Aspergillus pseudoviridinutans
Lineage: Eukaryota; Fungi; Ascomycota; Eurotiomycetes; Eurotiales; Aspergillaceae
Product: putative MFS transporter
Exons: 8
Coding region: 1-1512 (503 amino acids)
Biological process (GO): transmembrane transport
Cellular component (GO): membrane
Molecular function (GO): transmembrane transporter activity
Source: RefSeq, a predicted model, not a curated record